AGGGGUGAGAGGAGGAGCCAGGGCGGCCCGUGCGACAAAGCCCAGUGCGCAGGGAGCUGGUGACCGGGAAGCAGAACCGCGCCGGGCAGACGCGGGGCGGGCGGACCCACCGGAGCCCGCUGCCCCACGGGGGGUGGGAGGCCCGUCCUGCCGCCCCCCCCGCUCGGGGGUCGGGGCGGCUGCGGAGCGGAGCGGGAGGUGGCCGGGCUGCUGCUGCUAAGCCGCUUAGGGCCGGGGCUGGCAUGAGCCUCCCCGGCGGGGCGGCUGCGGGCUGCGCGCUGCGGCGGGGAGGCUGAGGGCGCGGAUCCGCCGCCGGAGCGGGAGGAGGCGGAGGGGGGGCCGCGCUCCCCCCGGGAAGAUGGGGAACUGCCUCAAGUCCCCCACCUCGGAUGACAUCUCACUGCUCCACGAGUCACAGUCGGACAGAGCUAGCUACGGAGACGGGGCUGAGCCGGAUCAGGAGCCGCCGCCGCCAUAUCAGGAGCAGGUGCCUGUUCCUGUGUAUCACCCCACGCCGAGCCAGACUCGCCUGGCCACGCAGCUGACGGAAGAGGAGCAGAUCCGGAUAGCGCAGCGGAUCGGCCUCAUCCAGCACCUUCCCAAAGGAGUCUACGACCCCGGCAGAGACGGCUCCGAGAAGAAGAUCCGAGAAUGUGUCAUUUGUAUGAUGGACUUUGUUUAUGGGGACCCUAUCCGAUUUCUGCCGUGCAUGCACAUUUACCACCUGGACUGUAUAGAUGACUGGUUGAUGAGAUCCUUUACCUGUCCAUCCUGCAUGGAGCCAGUGGAUGCAGCACUGCUUUCAUCAUAUGAGACUAACUGAGCCAGGGUUUCUCUACUGAACCUUCAAGGAGACCAUCCACUUCAAUGGGUUUGAUCCUUUUGUCAUUCAGCCCAAAGAGCCAGGAAUUAGGAAUUAAGAUCAUGCACAAAGUAUACAUUUCCUAAUAAAUAAAUAAAUAAAAAAAAUAUUCCUGAAUGGCUGCAAAUAUUGGAAAACAUAGUAUUUUAGAGACUAUAGAAAAGUAGGUUGUUAUUUUUAAUGUAAAGCCUUGACCCACCAUUGUCUUUUAAUGUUUGUUCUUACACCCAUAUAUAGGAAUUGUGUAAAGUGUUACAGCAACUGUAAAUGUUCAAACUGCGUGUAUCCAAUUUUAUUAGCAGCAAGAUAAGAGUAUUUUUUUCUUAAAUAAAGUAACCAGUUUUGUUCUGAUUCUUUUCACAAGUCCUGGCAUUUGGGUCAAGGCUUUAUUGAAGUCUACAUUUUAUAACACUGGCACAAAGAAAUAGUUUUAAGCUUGUUUGCACAGUUCUUUUUCUUUUUUUUUUUUCCUUUUUUUUUUUUUUUCCAUUGGAGAUGGAAUUCAUUGCCUUAGGUCUUUUUAAUAGUGUAUUGUUAUUGUUGGGCUGGCUCUAUGCUUGAAAACCAGUUUAUUUAUAACCUGUUUAAAGUGCUAUAUUUUGUUUGCAGUUAGGAAUAUGCAGACUUCAAAGUGAUCUCCUAGCUUGUAAGCAAACUGAGAUGCAUUAUCCCUUUUCUACAAGUGAUGCAGAUUAUGAAGAUACGACACAAGUCCUGCAGUGAAACUGUGGUUUUAUGGGGUUUUUUUAUAACUUCCUUUGGUUUUGAUGAAAUAACAAUCCUUAAACUUUAAUGUGACUUUUAACUUGAUCAGAUUAAAAGUGGGCCAGAUGAACAAUAAAUAGUUAAGCUGCCAUAACUGAAAAAAAAUACAUUUGGAACUAAUGUAGUAUUAGCAUUGAUCACUUAUUCUACUUUUUUUCCCUAAAAAUGGUUGUCUUGGAUCAUAGCAAAUGGAUACUGCAUCUCUCGUUCUUGUAGUUCUUAGGUUAUCAGAAGUUAAGAAUAAACAUACUGUAUCUCAGU
This is a messenger RNA of Pseudopodoces humilis (Tibetan ground-tit), 1888 nucleotides long. RefSeq names its product ring finger protein 11 (gene RNF11). Gene Ontology annotation, cellular component: ubiquitin ligase complex. Gene Ontology annotation, biological process: ubiquitin-dependent protein catabolic process. NCBI's taxonomy places the organism in Eukaryota, Metazoa, Chordata, Aves, Passeriformes, Paridae. Gene Ontology annotation, molecular function: ubiquitin protein ligase activity. The record is from RefSeq and is a predicted model, not a curated record.